GUGGAGGUAAACGUCCCAGCAGUAAGUCAAGGCUGGAUUGGCGCUCUUCGCGAGCACCCUGGGAACGGGAGUCUGGGUCACGUGUGCUAGAGCCCUCCCCUCUCCUCCCGGCCGGUGUGUGGGAAAUUGUCCCCGCAGAAAGUAAAGGCUGGCCAGGCCGCCCCCAGCACGUAGAGGGAAUGAGUCAGGCUCCGGCUCCACACUGGCACGUAGUGGGCGGAUCGCGCCGGCGCUGAGUAGGAAGGAGCUUCAGCCGCCAGCCCGGAACGCAUCAUAGGUUAGCUUUUCAAGACACUUCCUGCAUCUCUGACCUGUUGCACCUCUGUUAUCUUGGCACUUCUGUUAUCUUAGCAGCAAGCAGCAAGCUUCAGCUGACCCUUGAGCCAUAACCCAUAAGCUCCUGAAAAGUACAUCAAGUCUAAACUGAACCAGCUGACUCAUCAAGACUGGAAUCAUGAGCAAUAAUGGAGCAGACCUCACCUUUGGUUACAUCUCCUGUUUUGUAGCUAUCCUUUUGUUUGGCUCAAAUUUUGUGCCACUUAAAAAAUUUGAUACUGGUGAUGGAAUGUUUCUCCAGUGGGUCCUUUGUGCUGCCAUAUGGUUGGUUGCCUUGGUGGUCAACCUGAUAUUACAUUGCCCAAAGUUUUGGCCUUUUGCAAUGCUUGGGGGCUGCAUUUGGGCAACAGGGAACAUUGCUGUUGUCCCAAUUAUCAAAACCAUUGGUUUAGGCCUUGGAAUCUUAAUCUGGGGAUCAUUUAAUGCCUUAACUGGCUGGGCAAGCUCAAGGUUUGGCUGGUUUGGACUGGAUGCAGAAGAAGUAUCAAAUCCGCUGCUAAAUUACAUUGGAGCUGGGCUAUCAGUAGUAAGUGCUUUCAUAUUUUUGUUCAUCAAAAGUGAAAUACCAAAUAACACGUGUUCCAUGGAUACCACUCCAUUAAUAACAGAGCAUGUGAUCAACACAACCCAAGACCCCUGUUCCUGGGUGGAUAAACUUUCUACAGUACACCACCGCAUAGUGGGCUGCAGUCUUGCAGUGAUAUCUGGAGUACUCUAUGGAUCUACAUUUGUGCCAAUCAUCUAUAUCAAGGACCACAGCAAAAGAAAUGAUAGUAUAUAUGCAGGGGCAAGCCAAUAUGAUUUAGACUAUGUUUUUGCGCACUUCAGUGGCAUCUUUCUUACAAGUACUGUCUACUUUCUGGCCUACUGCAUAGCCAUGAAAAACAGUCCUAAACUAUAUCCUGAAGCAGUCCUACCAGGAUUCCUGUCAGGAGUACUUUGGGCUAUAGCUACCUGCUGUUGGUUCAUAGCAAAUCACUCUCUGAGUGCUGUGGUCAGUUUUCCAAUAAUCACUGCUGGUCCAGGAUUUAUAGCUGCAAUGUGGGGUGUCUUCAUGUUUAAGGAAAUAAAGGGUCUACAAAACUACCUAUUAAUGAUACUUGCAUUUUGCAUCAUCUUGACUGGAGCCUUAUGCACUGCUUUUUCUAAAAUCUAACAAUGACAAGACCAGCAGGUGGCAGCAGUAGUUAAGAGAAUGCGUCUAUCCGACAGCAGAGAGAUUAUGCUGAGAAAAGAGUGCAUUUUCAUACAGCAAAUGGAUCUCAGCCACUGUUGGAGUGGGUAAAUGAUUUUUUUCCCCAAAAAUGUGAGAAUGAAGGAAGAUUGAGUUUCAUUCAAGUAUAAAAAUGAAAAUUUCUUCUGAUGAACUGUUUAUGAAGGUAGUACUUUACUGGGUGACUAAAAUGUCUACAUUAUUAUAGCAUUACAUAUGAGGAUGCGCUUUUUACCACAGUAUGUACCUAGUGUUGCAUAAUCUAGAACACAGUAUAGAGUCCAUAUACAAAGAAGUUACAGUCCAAAUUUCUCACCUAUUACCCCAGUGAAGUGAGGCAGAAAUACCUUGGGUGAGGAGGGAGAGCCUUACCUUCUAAUGGAAUUAGAUUCCAAAGAUAUUUGGAUCCUUUGUUUCAUAAAGUAAAUGCAUACUUGGUAACUAAAUGUUAAAAAGGCCAUUUUAUUAUUUUUAGCCAAAACUUAUGUUUAUUUCAAGUUAAUAUCGCCCAACUCUACAUCAUCUACCCAUUUUAGCUCGUAAUGCUUUUGAUUAUCGCCAGAUAAAGUCCAUUCUAAGAGAACAAAAAUCUCAUCAUUGAGGAUAUGUGCAUAACAUAAUACAUACAUACACAAGUAUAUUCACGUACAUAAAUACACACAGAUAUGUUGCUAAAGUGAGAUUGUAGGUUGUCAGUAACAAUUUAAAGGAAACAACCACUCUUUUGAAUGUACAAUUUUUUUUUUCUGAAAUACACUUUUCUAAAACCCUCUUAACUGGAGGUUUUCCUGUUUUCUUCUUGUUUUAACUGGUAGUUUCCAGUAGGCAAAAUAAAAUGACAGGCAUGCUAGGUUUUUUUUUGUUUGUUUUUUGUUUUAAGAAAACUGAAAUUAAGCCAAGCAGGGUGGCACACUACUGUAAUCCCAGCUGCUGGGGAGGCUGAAGCAGGAGGGUCACUUAGCCCAAGAGUGCAAAUCUGCCAGCCUGGGCAACAUAGCAAGGUCCCAUCUCUAAAAAGGAAAUUUAAUUUAAAUUUGUAAGAAAAAAAAAAACUGAAACAGAACUGCUAGUACAAUGUUUGUUGCAAUUGUUUCCAAAACUUUGAAAUAACAAAACCCGUAUUCAAAUGCAAAUUUUACCCAUUCCCACCUGAUAGUACUGUUUAUUACUUUGCUAUGUAAGAGAAACAAAACAGCUUUUUAUUUGUGUGUAUACUCUGAAGUCAGUGUGCAUGGGUUAAAUCCCACCUCUGCUUCAUUUUAUUUGUGUGGCUUUGGACAAGUUCCUAAGCCCUCUGUGUCAGGCCCCUCAUUUACAAAAUGGAGUUUAUGAUGGCAUCUACCUCACAUGGUUAUUGUGUGGUUGAAAUUAGUUCAAAUCUGUAAAGUAUGUUGAUGAGUAUCUGCUACUUGGCAAACACUAUAUAAUUGUUAGCUUUUAUUAUUAUGUGUUGUUUGAAGGGGAAAAAAGUUUUUGUAGAUUGCAGAAUACCAUGUAAGAGCUACUAAGCUCACUACCUUCCCAUCCAAACAAUUAUAACUCCUCUAAAUGAAUACUACUUAAAAGUGAUGGAGCUUCUGUUUGUUUAUUGAAUUGCUAAUACAAAUAAAUAUUUGAUUAUAACUUCUUAUACUCAUUUUAAUUUUAACCUGAAAUGUCAUUAAAUUAUGCUGAUAAACUUUGAAUAAAUUGUGAUACAAAA
Molecule: messenger RNA, 3251 nt
Organism: Pongo pygmaeus (Bornean orangutan)
Lineage: Eukaryota; Metazoa; Chordata; Mammalia; Primates; Hominidae
Gene: TMEM144
Product: transmembrane protein 144
Exons: 13
Coding region: 455-1492 (345 amino acids)
Biological process (GO): carbohydrate transmembrane transport
Cellular component (GO): membrane
Molecular function (GO): carbohydrate transmembrane transporter activity
Source: RefSeq, a predicted model, not a curated record